Racocetra persica is the source of this 143-nucleotide messenger RNA. The record is from the annotation of a GenBank genome assembly. Lineage: Eukaryota; Fungi; Glomeromycota; Glomeromycetes; Diversisporales; Gigasporaceae.
ACCGGUCCUGGCAGAGGGCCGCGGACUGGACCGUGGUCUAGGACCGUUCUCUCAACGUGCAACAUAUUGUGCAAUAAUUAUCAAUGAGACUGAACAGUGUGCAUCUAAAUUAGCAUUUGAAAUAAGAACUAUUUCAUUUAACG